Molecule: messenger RNA, 1238 nt
Organism: Dreissena polymorpha
Lineage: Eukaryota; Metazoa; Mollusca; Bivalvia; Myida; Dreissenidae
Exons: 2
Coding region: 122-538 (138 amino acids)
Source: RefSeq, a predicted model, not a curated record
CACAGUCAACAACAGGAAUCUGGUGAAAGGAAGGAAGCUUCAGUUACAACAUGCAUGUGCAGGUAUUGCCUGCCACCAGGAUGACCUGUAUAUUACUACCUUUAAUGCACUGUACAAGUACAUGCUGAGUGGGAAACAAGUCAGCAAGAUGUAUGAGGAUAAAUCAAGUCGUUGGACAGUAGUGGGGUGUGCUGUGAGUCCCACAGGGGACAAGUUGUACAUCACAAACAUCUCUGAUAACAAGGUCCUCACCCUGGCCAGGGAUGGUUCAGUCCUGGCCACAUUCACUGACCGUGCACUACAUGACCCAUGUGAUGUACACGUGACACCUGCAGGCCAGGUGCUGGUAUGUUAUAAAGUCUCGUCACACACUAUCAUACAGGUGGACGAUGAGGGCAGAAAGAAGCUGGCCACUAUUGCUACAAAGAAGGAUGGAAUGGUGUCCCCACGGUCAGUCUGCUACAACAGACACACUGCGUCCAUCCUUGUGGGACUUUAUGCCGCCAACAACAGUAUCCUGGUGUUCAAAGUGCAAUAGCAUAAUUCUACAUGUAUCCUGAUUGAUGAUUCAGAUUAUUUAUUGCCAUGGAAUUAUGUUGUGCAUAAAAAUAUGUUUGUGUUAUAAUACUACAACAAUGUUAGUAUUAUUACAGAUGCAUUUAUUUUGUAAAGAAAUAAUGUCAUUAGUUGAAAGAAUAUAAAGACUUUCUGGGAUCAUAAGAACUAUUAUAGAAUAUAUUAUAUUGUUGCAUCUAUUACAAUUGUUUUAUAUUACUCUUUUACUUAACAAGGUGUCUAGAACUGCUAGACAAAUGAUAGUUCAGAAUAUAAUGUCUGUAAUUUACAUAACAUAAAUAAUAUUUUGAAUCUAUAUAUAGGCAGUCAUUUCUUUUUACAUAAAUUAAAAAAUUAUUUAAGAUUACUGGGAAAAAAAAUCCUUGAAUUUGAAGUAUCAUGUUUUGUUUCUUGCGCUGAAAAAACAUUUCUUUUGUAAUAUUUAAUUACGUUUCAGCAUUGCUGUCUAACAAAGGUUUCGAUCUGAAUUAAUAUCCAAUGAAAUUUUGAUAAUUUAUGCAAGUAGACCUAAUUGAAUAAAUGUUCAAUCAGCAUGACCAAUAUGAACAUGAGCACCAUCUUGCGGGUGCAGACCGCUCAUCUAUUUUCUUUUUAAAGGUGAAGGGACUCUCAUUUUCAAUCACAAAGGAGGGAGGGGUGAAGUGUAUAGAGUGGGAGUGUGG